Messenger RNA from Dicentrarchus labrax (European seabass), 1196 nucleotides. RefSeq names its product ETS translocation variant 3-like protein. Gene Ontology annotation, biological process: cell differentiation; regulation of transcription by RNA polymerase II. The coding region runs from base 106 to 918 and encodes 270 amino acids. Gene Ontology annotation, molecular function: DNA-binding transcription factor activity, RNA polymerase II-specific; sequence-specific DNA binding. NCBI's taxonomy places the organism in Eukaryota, Metazoa, Chordata, Actinopteri, Moronidae. Gene Ontology annotation, cellular component: nucleus. The record is from RefSeq and is a predicted model, not a curated record. The transcript has 6 exons.
CCAUCCAUCCUUCAGUCCUCCCAGACUUGAAGUGGGCCAGCAGACAAACUGAUCUGACUGUUAUUCAUCUAAUGAAGCUUUUUUCCUGCUCCUGCUCCAAUCAAGAUGCAGUGCAGCUGUAGCUCUUCAGUGGGACACCUUUCAGCGCCCUACUGGAGCAGAACAGUGCUGUUCCCCGACUGGGCCUACAAACCGGCCUGGUCGCCCGGCUCCAGACAGGUGCAGCUGUGGCACUUCCUGCUGGAGCUGCUGGGGCGGGGCGAGGGCGGGGCCAUCGGCUGGGGAGGGGAGUGGGGCGAGUUUGUCAUCCGGGACCCCGAGAGGCUGGCCAGGCUGUGGGGGGAGAGGAAGGGCAAACCUCACAUGAACUACGACAAACUCAGCCGGGCGCUCAGAUACUACUACAACAAACGCAUCCUGCACAAGACCAAAGGGAAAAGAUUCACCUACAAGUUCAACUUCAGCAAACUCAUCCUGGUCAACUAUCCAGGACACCCGGCACCGCCCGGCCAUCAGCUGCUACAGAGCGGCCCUGUUCCCUUGCCCCUCCUCCCUGCUGAGAGUGGUCUUCCUCUGUGUGGAGGAGCAGGGUCAGUGAUGGACAGAGCGGUCCAGGCUGUUCCUUAUCCCUUCCUGCUCCCGUGCUGCCUCCCUAAGCCCAUCCCGACGCCCCGCGCCCUCCACGGCCACUUCCCCUUCAUCUCCGCCCCUGGCCGUCCGGGGGUCAACCUGAGGGAGCUCCCGCCUCUCGCCUCGGGCCUCCACGCCAGCGCCGACGGCUGGCCCCACAAGGGCCCCGCAGGGUGGGAUCUGAACCACAUCGGUCGAGGCCUGCUGCUUGGUGGAGUGAAGCAGACUGAAAGACAAGGAGAGGAGAGGAGAGCGGGGAGUGACGCACAGAUGGGGGAGAGAGAGUGAAGAAAGGGGCAACAAACUACAGCAGAUGGACUGCUUUACCCCUCUUCAAAUAUCCACUCUUUUAGCUCAUUGUAUAGUUUAUUAUUCCCUGCCUGUGAUACACAGACUUUGUAUUUAUUGAGUUGGACCAUGAUGUGUGUAUUAUUAUUUUUUUUUUAUAGAAAUAACUCAAAGGAUGCUGCUUUUUUCUUCUGUCAGCACUUCACGCCACAGUCGGGGGAAUUGCACUUGUAAACAAUUAACAACAUGGCACUUGUGUUUUGAGUAAAUAAAGCAGU